CUUUAUCAUGUAUCUGUACACGGUGGAAGGGCCCGAUUGUAAUCAUGUGUUGUCUUUCCGCUGACUGGUUAGCACGCGACAGAAGCUUUUCAUGUACCUCGGUACACGGGACCAUUAGCUAAACUCAAAAUCAGGUUUGGAUAUAGUAAUAUUCCUCCAGAUGGCUGGCCCUGUCUUGAAGUGUUGCUCUUUUCUUUCACCGUGGUUGUGCCCGUGUUUUAAGAUGCUAUAACUGUUAUGAAUUAAAAGAGGUCAAAGUUAGCGAGAGUAGGUCGGAUCGAGUUACCGCAGCUGGCAUAAAGUCAUGUUUUUCUUGUCAGCGUGGCUAGCUUUAAAUAUAUUCCUUUUUGUAAGUUGCAAGGGGGUUCCUUUUUAACUUGGGUAUCCACAAUAACUUCAUAGCUAGUGAGUGGGUAGUUGAAGAAAAAUGCUUCAAGUCAGCAGCAGCUUACUUAAAUCCCGUGUGAACGUUUUCCAUCCCGCCUCUUCCUGAUCGAGAUAAGAUAUUGUAGAAUAAAUGUAAGUAGCCAGCAAAGUUGCAGCACUCGUCCUUGUGUGUGUGUGUGUGUUUGUUUGUGCAGAAGUCUGCAAAAGCAGCGGGCACAGGGGAAGUCAAAGUCAGCGUUUUUGUUGUUGUAGCUGCUCUCUGGACCUCGUUGUGGAGAGGGUUGAGGCAAAUGAAGCUUACUUAGUCCAAGGGCUUAGCUGGAAAAUAAAAUGUCAGCUUGAACUCUUCCAUGGCGGGGAAAAACAAUCCAACUUCAACCUGGGCUCAGUAUCUGAGGAGGAUGUCAGGCUUGCACCUAGCAAAGGGCAGGGAGGACCAAAGGCUGGAUCUUCAUCGGGAUUUCACCGUGGCUUCUCCUGCUGAGUUUGUCACCCGGUUUGGAGGGAAUCGAGUUAUUGAAAAGGUUCUAAUUGCCAACAAUGGGAUAGCCGCCGUCAAGUGCAUGAGGUCCAUCCGUAGAUGGUCCUACGAGAUGUUUCGCAAUGAGAAAGCCAUUCGGUUUGUGGUUAUGGUGACUCCAGAAGAUCUGAAGGCUAAUGCAGAAUACAUCAAAAUGGCAGAUCACUAUGUCCCAGUGACUGGAGGCACGAACAACAACAAUUAUGCCAAUGUGGAACUGAUUGUGGACAUCGCAAAGAGAAUCUCAGUGCAGGCUGUCUGGGCUGGCUGGGGUCAUGCAUCGGAGAACCCCAAACUUCCGGAACUCCUUCAGAAAUAUAACAUCGCAUUUUUAGGUCCUUCAAGCCAAGCCAUGUGGUCCUUGGGGGAUAAAGUAGCUUCGACCAUUGUAGCUCAGACCGCAGGGAUACCGACAUUGCCUUGGAGUGGAAAUGGUCUGGUUCUUGAAUGGACGGAGGAAGAUCAGAGGCUGAAGAGGACUGUCAGCGUCCCUAAGGAACUGUACAUGACUGGUUGUGCUCGAGAUGCCACUGAAGGUUUAGAGGUUGCAGAAAGGAUUGGAUACCCGCUAAUGAUUAAAGCAUCUGAAGGCGGUGGGGGUAAAGGGAUUCGCAAGGUUGAUAGUACAGAUGACUUUCCCAAACUCUUCCGACAAGUGCAGACAGAGGUCCCGGGCUCGCCGAUCUUCAUCAUGCAGAUGGCCCAACACGCACGACACCUGGAGAUACAAAUCCUAGCAGACCAAUACGGCAAUGCAAUCUCCCUAUUUGGGCGCGACUGCUCCAUUCAACGCAGGCACCAGAAAAUCAUUGAGGAAGCCCCUGCAACCAUCGCACCUCCAUCGGUCAUCGAGCAAAUGGAACGGUAUGCAGUGAGAAUCGCCAAAAUGGUUGCUUACGUCAGCGCGGGCACGGUGGAAUACCUCUACAGUCCAGACGGCAGCUUCUACUUCCUGGAACUCAAUCCUCGCCUGCAGGUGGAGCAUCCCUGCACUGAGAUGAUUGCAGAUGUCAACCUGCCCGCUGCCCAGUUACAGGUGGCGAUGGGGAUUCCCUUGCACCGGAUGAAGGAUAUCCGAGUCCUGUACGGAGAAUCUCCUUGGGCUGACUCGCCGAUUAACUUCGAGGAGCCCGUGAAUAUUCCCAGGCCCAGAGGACACGUUAUUGCUGCCAGGAUCACAAGUGAAAACCCUGAUGAGGGCUUCAAGCCUAGCUCGGGUACCGUCCAGGAAUUGAACUUCCGAAGCAACAAAAAUGUUUGGGGAUACUUCAGCGUGGCAGCAGCUGGUGGACUGCACGAGUUUGCCGAUUCCCAGUUUGGCCACUGUUUCUCCUGGGGUGAAAACCGUGAAGAAGCUAUCUCGAACAUGGUUUUGGCUCUUAAAGAGCUCUCCAUCCGAGGGGACUUCAGAACCACGGUUGAGUAUCUGAUCAAGCUUCUGGAAACGGAGAGUUUUCAAUGUAACACCAUUGAUACCAGCUGGCUGGAUGACCUCAUUGCUGACAAGGUUCAGGCAGAGAGGCCAGAUACAGUACUUGGAGUAGUAUGCGGCGCUUUGCAUGUUGCAGACUCGGCUUUCCAAACAAGUAUGACCAACUUUCUGCACUCUCUGGAAAGAGGUCAGGUUCUCCCAGCGAGCAGUCUGCUCAACACGGUGGACAUACAGCUCAUUUAUGAAGAAACAAAGUAUUCCUUGCAGGUGGCCCGGCAGUCACUGACUCUCUAUGUUGUUGUCAUGAACGACUCCCACAUUGAGAUCGAUGUUCACCGGCUAAGUGAUGGAGGUCUCUUAUUCUCCUGCGAUGGCAACAGUCACACGACCUACAUGAAAGACGAGAUCGACAAAUAUCGCAUCACCAUCGGCAACAAGACCUGUGUGUUUGAGAAGGAGAAGGAUCCGACUGUGCUCCGUUCGCCCUCUGCUGGCAAACUACUGCAGUACCUUGUUGAGGAUGGGGGCCAUGUCUUCACAGGGCACCAUUAUGCAGAGAUUGAGGUGAUGAAAAUGGUCAUGGGUUUGACCGUGGAGGAGUCGGGAUGUGUGCAUUAUGUGAAGAGACCAGGUGCCUGUCUGGAGCAGGGCUGCACGGUAGCUAAGAUGGAAUUAGAUGACCCAACGAAACUUCACGCAGUGCAGUUAUACACAGGAGUGUUUGAACCACAGCAGUCGCUAACAAUUGCUGGUGAGAAACUACAUCAGGUCUUUCAUACUAUGCUGGAGAACCUGGUCAAUGUCAUGAACGGUUACUGCCUUCCUGACCCCUACUUCAGCAGUAAGGUUAAAAAGUGGAUCACAAAGCUGAUGUCCACUCUCAGAGCCCCAUCCCUGCCGCUUCUUGAGUUGCAAGACAUCAUGACGAGUGUGUCGGGGAGGAUCCCAGCAAGCGUGGAGAAGGCCAUUCGGAAAGUGAUCGCUCAGUAUGCGAGUAACAUCACUUCCGUGCUCUGUCAGUUCCCAAGCCAACAGAUUGCGGACAUUCUGGAUAACCAUGCUGCCACACUUCAGCGGAAAGCAGACAGGGAAGUCUUCUUUAUGAACACGCAGAGCGUAGUCCAGUUGGUGCAACGCUAUCGCAGUGGGAUCCGUGGCCACAUGAAGUCAGUGGUUCUCGGCCUGUUGCGGAGAUACCUGAACGUUGAAACACAGUUCCAGCAAGCUCAUUAUGACAAAUGUGUGAUCAACCUGCGGGAACAGUUCAAACCCAACAUGACCCCGGUGCUUGACUGCAUCUUCUCUCAUGCGCAGGUGGCCAAGAAAAAUGUCCUGGUCAUCAUGUUAAUCGAUCAGCUCUGUUCACGAGACCACACACUGACGGACGAGCUCGUGGUGAUUUUGAUGAACGAACUAACGCAACUCAGCAGGAUGGAGAACUGCAAGGUGGCUCUGCGGUCCAGGCAGGUUCUGAUUGCCUCCCACUUGCCCUCCUAUGAGCUGCGGCAUAACCAGGUGGAAUCCCUGUUCCUGUCUGCUAUUGAUAUGUAUGGCCAUCAGUUCUGCCCCGAUAAUCUAAAGAAAUUGAUCCUCUCCGAGACCUCCAUCUUUGAUGUCCUCCCCAGUUUCUUCUAUCACGCCAACCAGGUGGUUCGCAUGGCUGCUCUCGAGGUAUAUGUGCGCAGAUCAUACAUCGCCUACGAGCUCAACAGCGUCCAGCACCGGCAGCUGCACAAUGGCAUCCGUGUGGUCGACUUCAAGUUUCUGCUUCCUUCCUCUCAUCCAAACAGAGCAACCACUCCCACGCAUUUCAGGAUGUGCAUCCCAAACAGCCCGGUUCAUUAUGAACUGAAUCGGCAGAGUACUGAUCUAUUCACGACUGGCACACAAACAUAUCUCUGUCAGCGAAUGGGGGUUAUGGUUGCAUUUGAAAUAUUUGAUGAAUUUGUUAAAAACUUUGAAGAAGUGAUGGCUUGUUUUGCCGACCCAUCUCUGGAUAGUCCACUAUUCUCUGAGACAAGAUCAACUUUCUUUGACCAGGAAGACAACAAGAAUUUAAAGGACGAACCCAUCCAUAUUCUGAAUAUCGCCCUCAGAGAUGGAGACUGUGAAAAGGACGAUGAACUGGUGCAGAUCUUCAGUACAUUCUGCGAAUCAAAGAAAUCCCAUUUGCUUACGUAUGGAAUCAGACGAAUCACCUUCCUAGUUGGACAGAAGCGAGAAUUUCCCAAGUACUUCACCUUCAGAGCACAUGCUGAGUUUGCAGAGGAUCGUAUUUACCGGCACCUGGACCCAGCCCUGGCUUUCCAACUGGAACUCAACCGCAUGCAAAACUUCGACCUGGCUGCUGUUCCGUGCGGCAACCACAAGAUGCACAUGUACCUGGGCGCGGCCAGGGUCAAGAAGGGAGCAGAGGUCACCGACUACCGGUUCUUUGUCCGAGCCAUCAUGCGGCAUCCCGACCUCAUCACCAAGGAGGCCUCUUUUGAAUAUCUGCAAAACGAGGGGGAGCGACUGCUUCUCGAAGCCAUGGAUGAACUGGAAGUGGCGUUUAACAAACAGACCGUACACACUGAUUGCAACCAUAUCUUCCUCAACUUUGUGCCGACUGUGAUAAUGGACCCAAUGAAGAUUGAGAAAUCUGUCCAUGACAUGGUGAUGAGGUACGGGAGCAGAUUGUGGAAACUCAGGGUACUUCAAGCUGAGCUCAAAAUAAAUAUCCGCCUAACUCCGACGGGGAAGGCAAUCCCAAUCCGUUUGUUCCUCACAAAUGAGUCUGGAUACUAUUUGGACAUGAGCCUGUACAAGGAGGUGGCAAAUGCCCGAUCUGGACAGAUCAUGUUCAUUUCAUACGGAGACAAACAGGGACCUCUGCAUGGGAUGUUGAUGAACACACCAUACGUCACCAAAGACCUGCUCCAGUCCAAGCGAUUCCAGGCUCAGUCCUUGGGAACAACCUACGUUUACGAUUUUCCAGAAAUGUUUCAACAGGCUCUCCUUAAGAUGUGGGGAUCUGAAAUGGAAUAUCCCAAAGAACCACUGCAAUGUACAGAACUGGUGCUGGACUCGCAUGGCCAAUUGGUGCACAUGAACAGGAUCCCUGGAUGUAAUGAGGUGGGAAUGGUGGCUUGGAAAAUGAAUUUGAAAACUCCAGAAUAUCCUGACGGCCGCGACAUUGUUGUCAUUUGUAACGACAUCACAUUUAAGAUCGGCUCAUUUGGCCCAGAGGAGGAUUUGUUGUUCCUCCGAGCCUCGCAACUCGCCAGAGCCGAAGGCAUCCCGAGGAUCUACAUAGCAGCUAACAGCGGCGCCAGGAUCGGGCUUGCUGAAGAGAUAAGGAACAUGUUCCAGGUUGCGUGGGAGGAUCCAGAUGAUCCAUACAAGGGCUUCAAGUACCUCUAUUUGACACCUCAGGAUUACACCAGAAUUAGCCCUAUUAAUUCUGUGCACUGUGAAAAUGUGGAGGAGGAUGGAGAAUAUCGAUACGUUAUAACAGACAUUAUUGGCACCGAGGAAGGCUUGGGGGUGGAGAACCUUCGUGGCGCUGGUACAAUCGCUGGAGAGUCCUCGCUAGCUUACAACGACAUUGUCACCAUCAGUCUGGUGACGUGCCGUGCAAUAGGCAUCGGAGCCUACUUGGUGAGACUGGGGCAACGUGUCAUCCAAGUGGAGAACUCACAUAUUAUUCUCACUGGAGCCAGUGCGCUGAACAAGGUUCUUGGACGGGAGGUGUACACAUCCAACAACCAGCUGGGUGGAGUGCACAUUAUGCACAACAAUGGAAUAUCACACACAACUGCCCCCGAUGACUUUGAAGGGGUCUACACCAUCUUAGAGUGGCUCUCCUACAUGCCUAAGAACAAUACAAGCCCAGUGCCUAUAAUCACCCCAAAGGAUUGUCCUGAGAGGGAGAUUGACUUUGUACCAAGCAAAGCCCCGUAUGAUCCUCGCUGGAUGCUGGCUGGCAGACCUCAUCCAACUGUCAAAGGUGCCUGGCAGACUGGCUUCUUUGACCAUGCCUCCUUCAAGGAAAUCAUGGAACCCUGGGCCCAGACUGUGGUGGUGGGAAGAGCAAGGUUAGGAGGAAUUCCAGUGGGAGUAAUCGCAGUGGAGACCCGGACUGUUGAAUUGACAAACCCAGCAGAUCCAGCGGACCCGGAAUCAGAGUCAAAAAUUGUUCAGCAAGCCGGGCAGGUGUGGUUUCCAGACUCUGCUUUUAAAACAGCACAAGUUAUUAAAGACUUCAAGCGCGAGCGGCUUCCACUCAUAAUCUUCGCCAACUGGCGAGGCUUCUCCGGUGGAAUGAAAGAUAUGUACGACCAAGUUCUGAAGUUUGGUUCCAGUAUUGUCGAUAGUCUCAGGGAGUUUGAGCAGCCUGUGCUGGUGUACAUUCCCCCUCAUGCUGAACUUCGAGGUGGUUCGUGGGCAGUUAUUGAUCCAACCAUCAAUCCACUUUACAUCGAGCUGUACGCUGACCAAGAAAGCAGGGGCGGUGUGUUGGAACCCGAAGGGACCGUCGAGAUCAAGUACAAGCGGAAAGACUUGAUCAAGACAAUGAGGCGGAUUGACACUAUUUAUUCAGGCCUUGCUGACCAGUUGGGUUCUCCUGAACUGCCCGAGGACGUCCGCAAGGACCUGGAAGCCAGGUUGAAAACACGAGAGGAAUACUUGUUCCCAAUUUACCACCAAGUAGCGACCCAGUUUGCUGAUCUCCAUGACACUCCCGGACGGAUGCAGGAGAAAGGAGUUAUUACAGAUGUGCUGGAGUGGAAGACGGUCCGCACGUUCUUCUACUGGCGCCUACGCCGACUGCUGCUGGAGGAGGCGGCCAAGCAGGCGAUCAUCGCGGCAAACCGGGAGCUGAGCGACGGCCACAUUAAGUCCAUGCUGCGGAGGUGGUUUGUGGAGACGGAAGGAACGGUGAAGGCUUACCUGUGGGACAAUAACCAGCCUGUGGUGGCUUGGCUGGAGAAGCACCUCAAUACCGAGGACGAUUCUCGCUCCGUAAUACGAGAGAACAUCAAAUAUCUGAAGCGGGAUUAUGCACUAAAACACAUUCGCAGCUUGGUUCAAGUGAACCCAGAGGUGGCAAUGGAUUGCAUUAUCCACAUGGCUCAACAAAUCACCCCGGCCCAACGUACACAGAUCAGCCAUCUCCUAACGACCAUGGAUGGCCGCGAGGCACCGUGAGAGACUGGGGACGUUCACCAUCGACCAGUCGAUAGUUCACAUCAGGGAGACUGAACGAGUGCCAUCUCACGUCACUGCAAGUACAGUAAGAUAGUGUGGGGAGAGAAAAACCACUUACAGACAGCAAUCCUGGGCAUUAACCGAGCCAUCUGCUGAACAUCCUUGAAUAAACACCAGUGGAAAUUGCGACAUCAUCCAGUAUUUAAUCAAAUCCACUUAGCCUUAGAGCUCAUGGUACUUUAAACAAGUACAGUAGUUUUAACUUUGAUUAAAGAGUUUGAUAUUUAGCAUACGUGGUUAUCUACUGUGUGAGAGGGCAUACGUACAUAAGUGAUCAGAGCAGAAUUAGGCCAUUCGGCCCAUCAAGUCUACUCUGCCAUUCAAUCAUGGCUGAUCGAUCUCUUCCCCCUCAACCCAAUUCCCCUGCCUUCUCCCCAUAACCCCCCAGCACCCAUACUCAUCAAGAAUCUGUCUAUCUCUGUCUUAAAAAUUUAUCAAUUGACUUGUCCUCCACUUCAUGAUUACCAUGAUAUUGCUAAACAUCCCAUGGACCUUAGUGCUGUGAAAAGAAAAUUGGGCAACCAAGAAUACAAAGAUAGAUAGAGCCUCGUCUGCGGCAAUGAAUUCCACCCCCUCUAAAGGAACGUCCUUUUAUUCUGAGGCUGUGCCCUCUGGUCCUAGACUCUCCCACUAGUGGAAACAUCCACUUUAUCCAGGCCUUAACUUAAAGGCACUUAAACCCAGGUGUGUGGUCUACCAAGACUCGUCAUCAGGAAGUGUUUUGUUGCUAAUAGAUAGUAAGCUGAGCCAUGUACAUAAAAACAUUUUCUAAGACGUUAUUUUCUGCACAGAACUCAGUAUGCCAGUAUUAUUUUAGUUUUUAUUGCACCAGCUGUGUCUGUACAGUGCAAUUUGCUGAAUGUGCAUCCCACAGAUGCGAAUCUAAGAAAAACCCUUUGAAAAAUCAGCUGUCAAUUGUGUUCAUUUCAAUGCCUGAUCUUUGCCGAUAAAUUAUGAUCACAUUUAAAAAUGGUUGCAAAGUUGUAAUGGAGGUGACAUCAUUGUUAAACAUCCAUUUUCCUAAAGGCUGUAAGAGGCUUAUGCCCCUGUCCCACUUAGGAAACCUGAACGGAAACCUCUGGAGACUUUGCGCCCCACCCAACGUUUCCGUGCGGUUCCCGGAGGUUUUUGUCAGUCUCCCUACCUGCUUCCACUACCUGCAACCUCCGGCAACCGCCUGCAACCUCCGGGAACCGCCCGGAAACCUUGGGUGGGGCGCAAAGUCUCCAGAGGUUUCCGUUCAGGUUUCCUAAGUGGGACAGGGGCAUAAGAUGCACUAUCUUGCAGGAAACUAUCAUGUUGGGUAUGACUGAGAAAGAACUUCAGAUGCUGGAUAAAAUGUUCCCUCCGUAACUCCCUGGUCAAUUCGUCCCUUCCCACCCAAACCACCCCCUUCCCGGGUACUUUCCCCUGCAACCGCAGGAGAUGCAACAUUUGUCCCUUUACCUCCCCCCUUUAGUCCAUCGAAGGAGCCAAGCAGUCUUUCCAGGUGAGGCAGAGGUUCAGUUGCACCUCCCCCAACCUCAUCUACUGCAUCCGCUGUUCCAGGUGUCAACUUCUCGACAUCGGCGAGAUCAAAUGCACGCUCAGCGAUCGUUUCGCUGAACACCUCCGCUCAGUCCGUCGUAACCAAGCUGAUCUCCCGGUGGCUGAGCAUUUCACCUCCUCCCCCCAUUCCCAAUCCGACCUUUCUGUCCUGGGCCUCUUCCAUUGUCAGAGUGAGGCCCAGCGCAAAUUUGAGGAGCAGCACCUCACAUUUCGCUUGGGUAGUUUACACCCCAGCGGUAUGAACAUUGACUUCUCCAAUUUCAGACAGCCCUUGCUUUCUCCCUCCUUCCCCUCCCCCUUCCCAGCUCUCCCACUGUCUCUGCCCACUUUCUAUCUUUCCCCCCCAACAUCAGUCUGAAGAAGGGUCUCCACACGAAACAUCGGCCAUUCCUUCUCUCCAUAGAUGCUGCCUCAUCCGCUGAGUUACGCCAGCAUUUUGUGUCAUUUUGAGUAUGAUCUUGGUAAUGCUAUAUCAGGUGGGCUUUUUUUAAUCUAACCACUGGUUGUAGGCAAUCUCUACUCCUCUGAGUAACUACAAAUAAAAGUCUUCUUACAUGUGCGGCACGGUGGCGCAGCAAUGGAGUUGCUGCCUUGCAGUGCCAGAAACCCAUGUUCGAUCCUGACUACGGCUGCUGUCUGCACGGAGUUUGCACGCUCUCCCCGUAACCUGUGUGGGUUUUCCCCGGGAUCCCCAGUUUCCUCUCACACUCCAAAGACGUACAGGUUUGUAGGUUAAUUGGCUUGGUGUAAGUGUAAGCUGUCCCUAGUGUAGGAUUGUGUGAAUGCGCGGGCAUCGCUGGUCGGCGCGGACUCGGUGGUCCGAAGGGGCCUGUUUCCGCGCUGUACCUCUAAACUAAACUAAAAUGUGAACCAACGUGGCGAUUGACACCACCAUGAUAACUGAGUGAGCUUGAAGUGUUCAGGUUUAUUCAUGACCCAACUUGCUGUGAAAUGAUGGCUUUGGAUGGGGACCCAUUCAUCAUUGGACCAGAAUGGAACCAUCAGCCAUGAUCACAAUGAAUGGCGGUGCUGGCUCGAAGGGCCGAGUGGCCUAUUCCUGCACCUAUUGCCUAUUCCACCUUGUUUUGCCUGUUUAACAAGAGGAUUCCAUGUUUCCUGUCACAGAGCGGAUAGUGUACUGUGUGUGGCAGGCAACUGUGCGACACUUCAUUUUGGUUCUAUUUGUUAACACGUAAUCAACAACCAUAACCACUCAGUCGAGACCCGGAACCAACUCACCAUUAAAGCCUUGCUUAGACUGAUUCUCAGACAACAUAUUGGACCAAAAAUUGGUAAUGCUGCACAAAAGAGACAGUGCCUCAUAGAUGGACACAAAAUGCUGGAGUAACUCAGCGGGACAGGCAACGUCUAUGGAAAGAAGGACUGGGUGACGUUUCGGCUCGGGUCUGAAGAAGGGCCUCGACCCGAAACGUCACCCAUUCCUUCUCUCCAGAGAUGCUGCCUGUCCCGCUGAGUUACUCCAGCAUUUUGUGUCUAUCUUCCUGUA
This is a messenger RNA of Leucoraja erinaceus (little skate), 10644 nucleotides long. RefSeq names its product acetyl-CoA carboxylase beta (gene acacb). The transcript has 53 exons. Bases 738 to 7529 code for a protein of 2263 amino acids. Gene Ontology annotation, biological process: fatty acid biosynthetic process. Lineage: Eukaryota; Metazoa; Chordata; Chondrichthyes; Rajiformes; Rajidae. The record is from RefSeq and is a predicted model, not a curated record. Gene Ontology annotation, molecular function: metal ion binding; acetyl-CoA carboxylase activity; ATP binding.